Suillus subalutaceus is the source of this 901-nucleotide messenger RNA. RefSeq lists its product as uncharacterized. The transcript is spliced from 15 exons. The coding region runs from base 143 to 901 and encodes 252 amino acids. The record is from RefSeq and is a predicted model, not a curated record. Lineage: Eukaryota; Fungi; Basidiomycota; Agaricomycetes; Boletales; Suillaceae.
UUUGCUAUCAUGGUCCUGUUUGUUUGACCAAGCUGAUAUUAGUAUCGGCAUUAUACUGCAGUACACCGUCUAUGCUUCCAUCGCUGUAGCAUGUCUUUGGGUUUAUGACUUUGCUCUCACCCUCGAUAAAGAUGUCGCAUUCAUGCUGUACGCUCCAUGGCGAAUACCCAAAUUGAUCUAUCUUGCCUGCCGGUACUUACAAUUUGCAUUGGUUAUUACCGAUAUGUUUCGACUUUUACAGCCUGGACUUUCUAUUAAGUCCUGCACAACUUUGCUUGCAUUCAGCGUAUAUGUUGGAGGAAUCAUACUGUUCUGUGCAGAAUCACUCUUUCUGUGGAGGGUUUGGGCAGUAAUGGGAGGCAGAUGGCUAACAAUGUGUGGCAACCUUGUGCUCUUCCUGGUCCCAGUGACGGUGGCUCUUGCAUUAUCCAACUCUUCCUCCACAGUCGUGCAGUCACCUAUUCCAAAAGUCACAAGUUGCUAUGACGGCACGCGGGGUCACAUCAUCAUCUUAGCCUACGCUUUGCUCGUCGUCGCAGAAAUAGAAAUCCUCAGUCUCAUGUUAUACCACUCGUGGAAGUAUUAUAGACAACAUGGAAACGAUAUGCCUCUUGUGCGGGUUCUGGUCAAACAUAACAUAUUUUACUUUGCCUGUGGGCUUGUAUUUUCCACCGCAGUUGUGGUCGUCGUGGUCAUUCUUCCCGCAUCGUACAUAGACGCAGUACCAGAAUUACAGUUCGUGAUACACGGAAUACUAGCGACACGCAUGCACCGCGAACUGUACAAUACAGCUCAUCCCAUUGAAGAGACUUCCACCGGGAAUGUGUCCCUUCCUCUUGUUUUUGCACCAGCUUUUUCGGAGAAUCUCGAGAUGCAACCUAAAUCCUUCUCUUUAUCCUAG